ACAGCGAACCGGGGGCAGCGCCGGUGCCGUCCAGCGCGGAGCCUCUCGCCGAGGAUGAACCGGUGGAGAAGACGGGCCCGGCAGAGCUGGGGCACGGCACCGCUUUGACUGGUGGAGAUGAGGAUUUUGGGYACGGGGCCAAGGGUCCAGACCCCGGAACCGGAGAGCUCGGGCGGGGAACUGCCCUCAACCUGCUGCCGGCCCCGGAGAUCGGCGCCGCGCCCGCGGUGGAGCCCACGCGGGUGUUGCAGAGCCGCGUCCUGCCCGCGGCCACCGCURCCCCCAGAGCUGAUGCCAAACAAACUGCCCCCGUUAAGAAAAAGCCACCGGCUCUAAAACAAGCAAACACGGGCAGGAAACACCCGAGGCUGAAGCCCACCCUGGCAGGGCCCCCGGGGGCUGCGCCCCCAGCCAGCCCACGGAGCCCCAGGCUCCCCACGGCCGCCCCAGAGCUGCGAGCGCCAGCGGAGGACACGGAGCGGAGCCCCCCCGAGCUGCCCUGGGGGGAGCAGGCCACCACCAGCCGCCCCACGCUGCAGAUCUCCCCUUCCACGCUGCCUCCAGCCCUGUCCCGAUCCUUCCCUGGCAGUGUGGAUGAUGUGGAUGCCGGAGAGGCUCCGACCGCGGCUCCCGCCGGCGCCGCCGUUAUCCCGACAAACGGAGCGGACAGGGACGCGCACGGCUCGGCGUCGGAYGAGAGCCAGGAGACCACCACGUCCACCAUCAUCACCACCACCGUCACGACCACGGAGCCCACCCCGGUGCUCUGCAGCAUGAGCUUCCACGAGCCCGAGGGCUACAUCGACUCCACGGAUUAUCCCCCRCUGCCCCUGCACGGGUACCUGCAGUGCACCUACAACGUCACCGUCUACACCGGCUAYGGCGUCGAGCUCCAGGUGAAGAGCGUGAACCUGUCGGAYGGCGAGGUGCUGUCCAUCCGCGGCGUGGACGGCGAUGCCCUGGUGGUCCUGGCCAACCAGACGCUGCUGGUGGAGGGCCAGGUGAUCCGCAGCCCCACCAACACCAUCUCCGUCUACUUCCGCACCUUCCAGGACGACGUGGUGGGGACAUUCCAGCUCCACUACCAGGUGUUUAUGCUGAGCUGCAACUUCCCCCGGAGGCCUGACUUYGGAGAGGUGACGGUGAUGGAUCUGCACUCGGGUGGUGUUGCUCACUUCCACUGCCACCUGGGCUACGAGCUGCAGGGCCCCCGCAUGCUGACCUGCAUCAACGCCUCCCGGCCCCACUGGAGCAGCCCCGAGCCCAUCUGCUCAGCUCCGUGUGGAGGGACAAUCCACAACGCCACCAUCGGCCGCGUGCUGUCCCCCAGCUACAGCGGGAACCACUCGGGCAGCAUGUACUGCGUGUGGGCCAUCGGGGCACCCCCGGGCCAGAAGCUGCACCUGCACUUCGAGAAGCUCCUGCUGACCGAGAAGGACAGGAUGGUGGUGUACAGCGGGGACACCAACCGCUCCGCCGUGCUCUACGACUCUCUGCGCGCCGACAGCGUCCCCUUCGAGGGCGUCAUCAGCGACGGCUCCUCCAUCAGGAUCGACUUCCUCGCCGAGGAGCCCGCGGCUGCCACRGCCUUCAACAUCCGCUUCGAAGCCUUCGAGCGGGGCCACUGCUAUGAGCCCUACAUCCAGAACGGGAACUUCACCACCUCGGACCCCACCUACAACCUGGGCACCACCGUGGAGUUCACCUGYGACCCCGGGCACUCCCUGGAGCAGGGUCCCGCUGUCAUCGAGUGCAUCAACAUGCGGGACCCCUACUGGAACGACACGGAGCCGCUGUGCCGAGCCACGUGUGGGGGAGAGCUGACCGCCGUGGCCGGGGUGAUCCUGUCCCCCAACUGGCCGGAGCCCUACACGGAGGGGGAGGAUUGCAUCUGGAGGAUCCAYGUGGGCGAGGAGAAGCGGCUCUUCCUGGACAUCCAGCUCCUGAACAUCACCAACAGCGACAUCCUCACCAUCUAUGACGGGGACGAGCUCUCCGCCCGCAUCCUGGGCCAGUACAUCGGCAGCAGCGGCCCCCAGAAGCUCUACUCGUCCAGCCCCGACCUCACCAUCCAGUUCCACUCGGACCCUGCYGGGCUCAUCUUUGGGAAAGGGCAAGGGUUCAUCAUGAACUACAUAGAGGUGUCCCGCAACGACUCCUGCUCYGAUCUGCCCGAGAUCCAGAACGGCUGGAAGACAACAUCACACACAGAGCUGGUGAGAGGGGCCAAGAUCACCUACCAGUGUGACCCGGGCUACGACAUCGUGGGCAGCGACACCCUCACCUGCCAGUGGGACCUCAGCUGGAGCAGCGACCCCCCCUUCUGUGAAAAGAUUAUGUACUGCACGGACCCGGGYGAGGUGGAGCACUCCACCCGCCUCAUCUCGGACCCGGUGCUGCUGGUGGGCACCACCAUCCAGUACACCUGCAACCCUGGUUUCGUGCUGGAGGGCAGCUCCCUGCUCACCUGCUACAGCCGCGAAACCGGCACCCCCAUCUGGACCUCGCGGCUCCCGCACUGCGUCUCUGAGGAGUCGCUGGCCUGUGACAAUCCAGGGCUGCCAGAAAAYGGGUACCAAAUUCUUUACAAGCGCCUCUACCUGCCAGGAGAGUCCCUGACCUUCAUGUGCUAUGAAGGCUUUGAGCUCAUGGGRGAGGUGACCAUCAAAUGCAUCCUGGGCCAGCCAUCCCACUGGAGCGGCCCCCUGCCCAUCUGCAAAGUGAACCAGGACAGCUUUGAACACGCUCUGGAAGUAGCAGAAGCUGCUGCAGAGACAUCGCUCGAGGGGGGAAAUAUGGCCUUGGCCAUCUUCAUCCCGGUGCUGAUCAUCUCCCUGCUGCUGGGAGGAGCGUACAUCUAUCUCACCAGGUGUCGGUACUACUCCAGCCUCCGCCUGCCCCUCAUGUACUCCCACCCCUACAGCCAGAUCACGGUAGAAACGGAGUUUGACAACCCGAUCUAUGAGACAGGGGAAACACGAGAAUACGAGGUUUCGAUAUAAGGACAGCGGUAAGAGAGUCUCCAGCAGCGAACUUAAUGUGCUCUCAUAGAACUUCCUCAGUAACUAAUCCAGAGACCACGUGGAGUUUGGUUGGACCCCCGGACCUGCUGUUGUCUUUCCUUUUGCCUCUCUAUUGAAGAUUUUACUGUUUUCUUCACUGUAUUUAUUCUAUUUAAACUGCGAUAGGUGUGCUGCCCAGCCCUGGGCACAGGCAGCAGCGGGAGCCGGGGCAGAGCUGGGUCCUGGUGAGGCCAGGGGGGCACGGGGGGCACUGCUGUGUCCCCCCUCCAUGACAGAGCGUCCCCCUCCAUGGCGGAGCGUCCCCCGGCACUGCCCACACAGCCGCA
Malurus melanocephalus (red-backed fairy wren) is the source of this 3349-nucleotide messenger RNA. It is a transcript of the gene SEZ6L, whose product is annotated as seizure related 6 homolog like. The transcript has 16 exons. Gene Ontology annotation, biological process: synapse maturation. The record is from RefSeq and is a predicted model, not a curated record. The annotation marks the transcript as partial. Gene Ontology annotation, cellular component: neuronal cell body; endoplasmic reticulum. NCBI's taxonomy places the organism in Eukaryota, Metazoa, Chordata, Aves, Passeriformes, Maluridae.